AUGCAUGACAUCACCGCUGCCCCAGGACGCGGACCAGAGCUGGACCCCCAGCAGACCCCCAGUAGACCCGAGCAGACCCCCAUAGACACCAGCCCAGGUCCAGAGCAGCGCGGCUCAUGUGGUCCGUGUGAAACGCUCCAAACAUGUUUGUGCGCUGCUCCACACGCUGCGCGACACAAACACAGAGAACAACAACAGACGCGCCGCGCGCCCCCCGCGACCCACAGACCCCAAAGCCCCGCUCCAGCCCCAGCAUCAAGUGUAGCAGAGAAACCCCCAGGACCCAGCAACGACACAGACACAGACAGAGAAGCAGAAGAGAGACGCACAGACCUGUUCUCGCGGCGUAAAUCCGCUGCGUGCGGCGGACACACAGAUAAUAAGCUUGUUGUGUUGGACGGGAAAAGACGCCGAGCUAAAUCCCAGCAGCCAUCUCUCCUCUCUCUUGUCGUGAACGCGUCUGCUGGUCGGCGCGCUCCGUGCGUGCGGAGGAGCGUCAAAAGGAUGGUAGGACAGCACAGGGACAGCACAGGGACAGCUUCUUUACGCGGGCCACGUACAAACCCAAGGCUCCAAACAAAGCGCCUCAACCCGCUCAAUCCUCUCCGUUGCCACGGACAACAGAGAAGACUGCUGGAGACCCCGCCCUGUGCACCUCAGCCAAAAGCGCUCAUCCAACGCGUGCACGAGCAGCAGACGCGCCGCGCGCACGCGCACCACGUGAAUGGUCAGACAAACCCGUGA
Molecule: messenger RNA, 744 nt
Organism: Knipowitschia caucasica
Lineage: Eukaryota; Metazoa; Chordata; Actinopteri; Gobiiformes; Gobiidae
Source: the annotation of a GenBank genome assembly